CGUUAUUAUUAUUGAGAUUGGGUAGCUCUAUUUAAUAGCUCCUCCACGGGUGUCACAUACUAUUGCCGCCACCAAAAUGGGUCCCAAAAAGAAGGCUGGCGCCCGUGGAGAACCGAAGCCGGGCACGAAGCAGGCAAAAGCCGCCGCCGAAAAGGCAGCGGAGAGUGCGAAGACUCAGAAUGCAGGCGAAGAAGCAAAGAAACCGACGGUGAAGCAGAUGAUCGGUGGGGCGUCUUGGACGGGGAAGCUCCCUGUAAAUAUGCUGUCUGAGCACUGUCAAAAGCAGAAAUGGGAGAAGCCAGAAUACACAAUGAACAAAACCCAGGAUGGGUUUGUCUCCGCUGUAAUCUUGAAAAAGGUCGAUCCUAAAACGAAGGAGCUCACCACACUACCUCCCAUGAAGCUACCCCCCUCUCACAAGCAUCUGGCACCUCAAACAACUGCACUCGAAGCUCGCCAUUUCGCCGCCGCAUAUGCCCUGUUCCGAGUGUGCAACAUGCGCAACUUACAUAUGAUGAUGCCUCCGGCAUACAAAAAACUUUGGAAAGAAGAUUUUAUGGAUAUAAAAAAUGCAGAUGUCAAAGAAGGAAAGGGUUGGAUGUAUGAGGCAGACCCAUUCUUGGCGAAGCAGGAACGAGAAGCGGCUGCUGCCGAGUUCGAGAAGAAAAAGCAAGAGCGAGAAAAAGCGAAAGUGAACGCGAACGAUAACCUAGUCGACCUGGGGCUUGGUGGCAAUGGUAGCACUCAAAAAGGAGGAAAGAUUUGGUCGCAAGCGCCUAAAGUUGAAAUGGGAAGUAGGAUACGCCAACGGAUCGAGGAGUUGCUCAGACAGCAUACACAUUGGAACCCUUACGGAGUGCAGAUACCUCCUGUCCAACGAAAAGCCAUUAUCGAGGAGUUCACCCGGCUAGGCUUCCGCCACAGCCAUGUUGAAGAAGCAGUAGCGGAGUGCAAGGAUCGAGAGGAGGUUCUAGAGUGGCUGUUAAUAUACGUCCCCGAAGACGACCUUCCACGCUGGAGUCUUCCAGAGCAAUAUUCAGCUGGUAUCAGCCUCGCUAGCAGUGAUCUGGCCCGUGAGUCCAAGAUCAAAAGGCUUGCUGCGACCGGAUAUCCCACCGAGCUUUGCAGCGAAGCCCUGGACCUUAAAGGUGGCAAUGAACAAGUAGCAGCAGAGUACAUGCAGAGCAUGCUUGUUCAUGGGAAAGAGAUACAACAACAUGGUGACUCGACUGAGGAUGAUCAAUCCUGGUUAGAAGAACAGUCUACCUUGGAGGCCAUUUUCGGUGACGACUAUAAGCGGUUGUCGAAUGUAGCCUGUGAGAUCAAGAGAAACGUGCCGGGCUUACCGGAUACAGUAACAUUUAAGUUCCAGAAGCCAUCUAAGGGCUAUCCUUUCUCGCCUCCAAUCGUGUCGAUCUCAGCCAAAGGCAUCCCAGCAUACAUUCGUCUAAGCGCCAUCCGUCAAGUCGUGAAGCACACCGAGGAUGAACUUUUGGGACAGCCUAUGAUGUUUAACAUGAUAGAUUGGUUGGAAGUCAACCUACCUUCUAUUUUAGAAAACCCAGGGAAACUACGGGAUAUAUCAGCUGUUGCGUCUUCUUCUUCACCUACGAAAGCCGUCACGCAGUUUCCACUACGACAAGCAAACAAGCAGUCGAAGGGCAUUGACUGGAGUCCCAGCUCACCGCAGAGCCUCUCCGUUCGAGAUUCUUGGCAGAAGAAACAACAAAAUCCAGCUCAUCAGGAGAUGACCCGCAAGAGACAAUCGCUGCCGGCAUGGAAUAUGCAGGAGGCCAUCGUUAAAGCCGUCAAUACCCACCAGGUGACGAUUAUAUCAGGUGAGACAGGAAGUGGAAAGAGCACUCAGUCCGUGCAGUUUGUGUUGGACGACAUGAUCAAAAAUGGAUACGGAGGUAUUGCCAAUAUCAUCUGUACUCAGCCUAGAAGGAUAUCUGCACUUGGCCUUGCGGAUCGUGUCAGCGACGAGCGAUGUUCUUCUGUCGGUGAUGAGGUCGGAUACAUCAUCCGUGGAGAUUCGAAAAUCAAGCGUGGCUCGACAAAAAUAACCUUUGUUACAACCGGUGUGCUGCUUCGUCGCAUGCAAACAGGCGGUGGCCCAGAUGGAGAUGUUGCCAGUUCUUUAGCCGAUGUCACUCAUGUCGUUGUGGACGAAGUCCACGAGCGCAGUCUCGAUACUGACUUCCUUCUCGCUCUUUUGAGGGAGGCUUUGAAGCAUCGUAAAGACCUGAAGGUCAUCCUGAUGAGUGCUACCUUGGAUGCAGAGGUCUUUGCUCGCUACUUUGGUGGCCAUGAUCGUGUGGGUCAAGUCACUAUUCCGGGAAGAACAUUCCCAGUCGAAGACUACUAUCUUGAUGAUGUGCUCCGUCAAACAGGCUUCGCUCCAGAGUACUCUCAGAAGACCAGAGAGGAUGCCGACUUUGAUGACGCCCCUCCUGAGGAGUCGAUGGGCAAGAUUCUUCGUGGACUAGGGAUGGGUAUCAAUUACGACCUGAUCGCUGCUACUGUCCGUCAGAUCGACUCAGAACUCGGCGAUCAACCUGGAGGAAUCUUGAUUUUCUUGCCUGGAACAUUGGAGAUUGACCGGUGUCUUGCUGCAGUGAAGAGGAUUCCAAACAUACAUGCACUUCCGUUGCAUGCAUCCCUACUCCCGAAUGAGCAGAAGCGCGUAUUCCUAGCUCCUCCUAAAGGCAAGAGGAAAGUUAUUGCCGCCACAAAUGUAGCCGAAACUUCUAUUACCAUUGAAGAUAUCGUUGCAGUCAUUGACAGCGGGCGAGUGAAAGAGACGAGCUAUGAUCCGAAAGACAACAUGGUCAGGUUGCAGGAAGUCUGGGCAUCGCAGGCUGCCUGUAAACAGAGGCGCGGUCGUGCUGGUCGAGUAAGAGCUGGAAAAUGCUACAAGCUCUAUACCAGGAACGCGGAGUCGCAAAUGGCUCCCAGGCCCGAUCCUGAGAUUCGACGAGUGCCGCUAGAACAGCUUGCUUUGUCAGUCAAGGCCAUGAGAGGUGUUGACGAUGUGUCGAAAUUCCUUGCCAAUACAAUCACACCCCCGGAAAGUGUGGCCGUGGAAGGGGCUCUGGAUCUGUUGCAUCGUAUUGGAGCUCUUGACAAUCAGAGGUUGACUGCCUUGGGUCGCUAUUUGUCCAUGAUUCCUGCUGAUCUGCGAUGCGCGAAACUCAUGGUAUAUGGAUCUGUAUUCGGCUGUAUGGAUGCCUGCAUCACGAUCGCCUCGAUUCUAACCGUGAAGAGCCCUUUCGUCUCCCCUCGUGAAAAUCGCGAUGAGGCAAAUGCUGCGAGAGCCAGCUUCUCGAGGGGAGACGGUGACCUUCUCACCGAUCUUGCAGCGUAUGAAGAGUGGUCUGAACGGGUAAGGGCUGAAGGGUACUGGCAGACCCAAUCGUGGUGCGCUGCCAACUUCCUUUCCCAUCAGACUCUUCGCGAUAUCUCAUCCAACCGCUCGCAGUUCCUGAGUUCGCUGAAAGACGUGGGCAUUCUACCUGUAGACUAUAAAGAAUCCGAGAAUUCAUCAUCUCCUUCAGUCUCUCGCUGGAAUCGGAAUGGCCGCAACACAAAAAUUCUGCGGGCGCUCAUUGCGGGAGCUUUCAAUCCGCAAAUCGCCCAGAUCAGUUUUCCGGACAAAAAGUUCGCUGCAUCAGUAAGCGGUACAGUCGAACUUGAUCCAGAGGCACGAACAAUAAAAUACUUCAAUCAAGAGAACGGGCGUGUCUUUAUUCAUCCCAGCUCAGUCCUCUUCUCUGCUCAGAACUACUCAGGCGCCGCUGCGUAUCUCAGUUAUUUCGCGAAGAUGGCAACGAGCAAGGUCUUCAUUCGCGACUUAACCCCCUUCAACGCCUACUCCCUUCUUCUCUUUUCUGGUCCUAUAACACUAGAUACCACGGGCCGCGGUUUGAUUGUCGAUGGCUGGUUGCGUCUCCGCGGGUGGGCACGAAUAGGAGUUCUCGUCUCAAGGCUGCGCAUGAUGUUGGAUGAUAUCCUGGCAACAAGGAUUGACAACCCUGCGCUGGGUCCAGCAGUUGAUGAGGUUCAGGACCAUGGGGAGGUUGUCAUAAACAUCGUCAAGAAACUCGUCGAAUUCAACGGCCUCGAUCAGUAACUGAAGUCAGAAGCUGUUCGUGAAUCACCUAUCAUGCUUCUUAAUCGUCACAGUUAUCUAGUUUGUCUCCUUCUACAAUACCCAUGCGGCGAUGUUAGAACAGAUAGAAAGGGAAAGAACAUUGCAUAUGUAGAUAUCUCUCUCACGGCACUGGAUAUAUAGAGCAAAUGGCAAAUAAGCAUGGUGCGUAUACGCAGCGAUUUACCUAAUGGACAUUCUGAAGGAUCCUAUAGCACGGGA
Paecilomyces variotii is the source of this 4372-nucleotide messenger RNA. Its product is annotated as putative DEAD/DEAH box helicase. The coding region runs from base 77 to 4132 and encodes 1351 amino acids. The record is from RefSeq and is a predicted model, not a curated record. Gene Ontology annotation, cellular component: intracellular anatomical structure. Gene Ontology annotation, molecular function: protein binding; RNA binding; ATP binding. The transcript has 3 exons. NCBI's taxonomy places the organism in Eukaryota, Fungi, Ascomycota, Eurotiomycetes, Eurotiales, Thermoascaceae.